This is a messenger RNA of Cryptomeria japonica (Japanese cedar), 1589 nucleotides long. RefSeq names its product short-chain dehydrogenase reductase 2a. Gene Ontology annotation, molecular function: oxidoreductase activity, acting on the CH-OH group of donors, NAD or NADP as acceptor. Lineage: Eukaryota; Viridiplantae; Streptophyta; Pinopsida; Cupressales; Cupressaceae. The record is from RefSeq and is a predicted model, not a curated record. The transcript has 2 exons. The coding region runs from base 326 to 1276 and encodes 316 amino acids.
UUAACCUACCAGGAUUCUGCAUCUUAGCUUUUUCUUCCUUCUUUGAAUAAAUUACUCUUUAAGCUCUCAUAGAUUUCUGAGCAAGUGGAUUUAGUAAUAAGUUAACAGCAUCAUAGAAACAUCCCAUGAUCCCACGCUAAUCAUGCUUUUCUUGUGUAAUUUUACUUUGAGAAUAGCUAUUUAUAAGCUCAUACCAAAACUUGUCAACAACAUAUGAUAUAGCUUUUGAUUCCAGUUCUGAGACAUUUUUUCUGAAUCUUUGUCUAAGUGUAUUUUGUGCUCUGAUUCUGCGAUUCUCCUUGUACUUGGGCAUUAGUAUAGCACAAUGUCAAUGCAGUUUGCCUCUGAGAGUAAUGGAAAUUGCAAUUUAAUGGUGCCUCUCGUUCAAGAGAGCAAUGGAAAUUGCAAUUUGAUGGCGCCCCUCUUUCAAGAGAGCAAUGGAAAUGGGUACCCAUCUUUCAGAAGAUUGGAAGGCAAGGUGGCCAUAGUUACAGGGGGAGCGAGAGGAAUUGGUGAAGCCACAGUGCGCCUCUUUGCAAAGCAUGGUGCAAAAGUUGUACUAGCAGACAUUAUAGACACUGCAGGAGAAAAGAUUUCAUCUUCAUUAUCUUCUGCAGUAACUUACAUGCACUGUAACGUAAGCAAAGAAGAGGAUGUAGCAGAGGUUGUAAGGAAAACAGUUUCAAAGUAUGGAAGAUUAGAUAUCAUGUUUAACAAUGCAGGAAUCCUUGGUGAACAAGCAAAGGGAAAGAGCAUAUUAGACUUUGAUGCAGAAGAGUUUGACAGAGUAAUGGCUGUGAAUGUAAAAGGAGUGGGUCUUGGGAUUAAACAUGCAGCAAGAGUGAUGGUUCCUAGAAGAAGUGGGUGUAUUAUUUCUACUUCAAGUGUAGCAGGUGUAAUGGGAGGCCUUGGGCCUCAUUCUUACACAGCAUCCAAGCAUGCCAUUAUAGGUCUCACAAAAAAUGCUGCUUGUGAGUUGGGAAAGCAUGGGAUUAGGGUAAAUGCAAUAUCUCCAUUUGGGGUGGCCACUUCUAUGUUGAUCAAUGCUUGGAGAGGGUAUGAUGUAGAAGAUGAUUAUGAUGAUGGUGAAUUUGAAAAGUAUAAAAUGGAAGAAUUUGUGAGGAGCCUUGCAAAUCUGAAGGGCCCAACCCUAACAGUGAAAGACAUUGCUGAAGCAGCUUUGUAUUUGGCAAGUGAUGAAGCCAAGUAUGUAAGUGGUCACAAUUUGGUUGUGGAUGGAGGCAUUACAACUGUAAGCAAUUGUAUUGGCUUUUAAACAACAAGAAAAUGAGGCAUAUACUUAUUUUAUAAACGGUUGUACAAGUGUGUUAUCAUUGAUGCAAGAGAAGAAAAUUAUUUGGAGGACUCGUUCAUGAGCAUGACAAACAUUAACAUGUUUGUGUUCUGUGUAAAUUGCUUAAUGAAAAAGGAAUGAGAAAGAUUUAGUUAGAUUUUCUGGCCAAAUUAUGGAAUAUAGUUCAGGAAUUUCUUGCAUUUAAAAGAAGCCUCUUUAUGGUUUUUGGAAGCUUCCAUUAAAUUCAGACCAGUAAAAGACGAGACCUGCAACUGAUAUUAUAUAAAUUAUUGGA